Messenger RNA from Priapulus caudatus, 1260 nucleotides. RefSeq lists its product as uncharacterized. The record is from RefSeq and is a predicted model, not a curated record. Gene Ontology annotation, cellular component: plasma membrane. The coding region runs from base 2 to 430 and encodes 142 amino acids. Gene Ontology annotation, biological process: calcium ion import across plasma membrane. The transcript has 2 exons. Gene Ontology annotation, molecular function: stretch-activated, monoatomic cation-selective, calcium channel activity. NCBI's taxonomy places the organism in Eukaryota, Metazoa, Priapulida, Priapulimorpha, Priapulimorphida, Priapulidae.
GAUGUGUAGCAUGAUGCUACCCUACAGACUGGACACGAUGCUGAUCAAACCAUGCUAUUACUUCUGCGAGGUAGUCGAGCAACGAUGUCCCUAUUUUCUUCCUCAUCUUAUCUACGCAGGAGAACCGGCCUUUUUAUGCAUAGAUCGGGAUAUACCUGACUUGUACAUGCAGAACGUGUCAAAAUACGGUGAAUGCCCAGAGUGUUAUCUGCCGUGUCAUCUGUCGUACGAUGGCGCCACCUACGAUGGCGAACUCUGCCACGAUCUCCCGGGUGAAAAUCGGACGCUAAAGCCGCUGCACACAUGCCAAACUUUGAACUCAGCCUCUAGGACAAUUCCAGAGUUCGCUCGGCGUGAUGCUGUGUUCGCGGCGUUGCUAGGGUGGGUGUGGAGCCUCGCUGUCAUGUACUUCGUCGUCGGAUUUACGUAAUGACGAGUGAGUGCAGAAGCCGAUGGGGAACCUCGCUGGAUGGACACAAACAGAGAGCGAGAGAGAUCCCUCUCCAACUCGAACCACGCCACUGUUUUUUAUAUGGAAUACUGGAGAAUUUUUUUUUAUACUAGUCAGAAAUUCAAGAGGAAUCACGUAUACCCUAACUGCGUUCACGUGCGAGUGCUUGUGUCACUUGUCUUCGACGUGCAGCCGAUGGUGCAUAGCGUCGCUAUCGCAGUGUUGCAAUAGGCUGCGUGUGACGUCACUGAGUCGGACUGAGUCCUGUUCACACUACGCGUCGGCGUGAGAGGUUAUGAUCCUAGAUACGCGAAUAAUCAUCAUGAGAAAUGUCGAAUAAUACGCGGCAAUGUGAAGUCCAUGCGCGCUUGUACGCCUCACUCAACUAACCGCCCUACUGAAUAACUUACCGAUGAUUACUUGAAGAAAACUCGGGGGGAAAAUCUCGCGAUGCUACAUAAUGCUUGAUGCGACGCGUUAAAAUUCGGCUGAUUUGCAUUUUAUUACGUUUUUGUUCCUCGGCGGUUGAUAAUUUGCAUUCUGAAUUAUUUAGGGCUCCCCCCACUCCCAUGCCCGCUCUCCACACGUCCGUUCUGCAAUUUGUUCAUAUCAGAUCAGUAACGAUUUCUUAACGCAAAAGUCUAGUAUCGGUUCCCGGAUGUCGUAUACUAUUAUACACCGUUAAUAGAUAUUAAACGCAACAUACGAAACGUUCGAAAUCUCCUCGUAGCGUACAUACGUCCAGUAGGCUUGUUGUGUGGGUGUUUAUAGACGCUGUAUAUGCAUUGUGCAUAUUUAUUCGUUAUGCG